GGGGACAGUGUCUCUCUCUGUGUGUGUGUGUGUGUGUGUUAAUAUUUGAUUAGAGGGAAGAGAGCAGAGAACUGGUACCAUUUUGCCGUGCAGAGCUGUUUUGCAACACAAAGUGCAACACAUCUUUCGCUUCUUCUGCUUUUUAGCAUGUGGCUUUGAGGGCGUCUGGAGGAAACUGUUGCAUUUGCAAACACACACUGACAAAAAAAGUGCAGCAGCAAUGGAGGUCUUGGUGCUGAUCGACUUCGAGGGGACGAUGGGGGACGAGAUGACGGUGCGUGCGGGAGAUGUGGUGAAGAACGUCACCAAGGCCCGGGAGGACGGCUGGCUGCAGGGGGAACUCGGGGGUCAAAAAGGGAUCUUUCCGGCCAACUUUGUCAAGGAAGUGCCAGUGUAUUUAAUUGGAGACAGCAACAGGGAGCCAAGAAGCAUGAGGAAAUCCAAAAUGGUGAAGGCACCCUCUAGAAAAUGUGAGGUGACAUUUGCAUAUGCUCCAGAGCAUGAGGACGAGCUUGAGCUGGUUGUCGGGGAGACUGUUGAAAUCCUCAGAGAGAUUGAGGAUGGCUGGUGGAUGGGAAAGAAUAAUGGCAAGAUUGGAGCGUUCCCUUCAAAUUUUGUCAGAGAGAUUUUUGUCAGUCCAAAAGAUGCCAAGGUGACGGAGGGGAAGGGCCGGCCCAAGCUCUCUGACGCCAUGUUUAACAACAAAGAGACACAGCACCAAAGGAAAACAAGUGUGCGCAAAAAAUCCUUCAAAGAAAAGGAAAGGUGCCAGGUCAUGUUUGACUAUGCUGCUUUUGCCGAGGAUGAGUUGGACAUGAAGAAAGGAGACAUUAUCACUGUCAUCUCCAAGGAUACUGGAGAUGAUGGCUGGUGGGAAGGGGAGCUGAAUGGACGACGGGGCUUUUUCCCUGACAACUUCGUCAUGGUGAUCCCAGAGAACGCCCUCCAAGCUGGUAACACUAGUAAGCCUCCAGCCCGGCAGCCCACGAUUUCAGUCAAACCAGAAAUGGAGAAAACUACACCUGACCCUACUCUUAGGAAAGAGUCAAAAGAUGACAAGCCCGACAUGAGAAGUGAGCCUCCCACCAAAAUCAAACUGCCUGGACUUCAGGGCUUACCUGGACGCAAAGCGCCGCCGCCACCUCCUGUAAAAGACAAGCCCCACUACAUACCCAAGAUCAACGGCGAGCAGAGCGCAGAGCAGGAGAAAGAGAAGGAGUCCGAACAGUUUGACGCAGUGGACGUGGCUUCGGAAAAACUGAGCCACCCCACAGCCAACAGAGCCAAACCACCUGGGAGAAGGCCACCCUCCACGCUCGCCGUCCACACUCCAGGGGACAAGGGAGAUGUUGAUGAGUCAAAGAAAAAGCUGCCAUCACCUAAGGUCACAGAGAACCAUUUACCAACCCCCGGAAAGACGGAACUUCCACACAAGCCGGCAAUAUCACCUCCACACCCGCUGGUUCUCCCCAAGGUCCUGCCUGACCUGAAGCCAGUUGUAGCCCAGGAGAAGAGCUCGUCUAUGGAUGACCUGCUGGCUGAGGUCCGGGAGCUGAAGAUGACCCUGGAUCAGUUCAAGACUCGUCAUGAAAAUGACAUUAAAGAACUGAAAGAUGAACUGAGAGAGGAGAGGAACAAGCUAACACAAUUAGAGGAAGAGGUACAGGCUCUGAGGAGUCGCCACUAGAAGGACCAGGAAGUAUAGCUUGUCACUCAGACACACUGGACAAAAGUUACACUGAUCUAUGAUCUCCUGCAUCUGAGAAAUUCCACACACACACACACACACACACACACACACACACACACACACACACACACAAACACACACACACAUACACAGGAACCUGACAGUUCUCAAGAGUCCCUGUAUAUACACAGACACACACACACACACAAACAUGUGUUGCACACCCACACACACACAAACAUGUGUUGCACACCCACAUGGUAUGGCUACUGAGAAGCAGGCACCAUCUUACUUCCCAGAGGACUGUAAGUGUAACAGUAUUGUACAAUAUAGAUCAAAUAUAUUUACAGAUUAGUACAGGGUGAGGAUGUUUUGUGGUGUUUGCUUUUAAUGUCUACUGUUGUUAUAUACCAGUGCUCUGUGGGAACGUUUUAUACUUUCUAUCUUGGGUCUAUUGUGUCUUUUGUGAAUGAAUCUUUUGUUGCACUGUUUGAGUUCUUUACGAGGUCUGGUAGAUCAAAUAUUUUCAUAACCUUUUGACAAAGACCAGAGGUUUUAUCACAGAGUGAUAUGGCCACAAAGGGCAGUCAGGUGAGUUGAUUGUUUUUAAUCCCCAGAUACUUUGCGUAUACAGGCCUACGGCCACAAGCCCUCUGUAUAGCAUGUAGGACUAUGUAUUAAAAAAAAAAAUGUAAAUUUGAAUAGAAAUGUGCCUUAUUUCAUUUGUUGUGUAUCACUUUUAGGACUUGUUUUACUUUUGCAAUACUCCAUUUCGUCAGCAGAGGGUGACUGUUAUCCAUCAAUAAUUCAGUGACAGCAUAGUCUCCUUAUGGAGUAUCUAAUAGCUGACUUUUAAAAUGCUGAAAGAUGUACAUUGAGGAAAUUGAUUUAUUGCUUUUUGUAAUGUAAUGACAUAUAUUUUGUAGUAAUGACAUAUAUUGCUUACACACACCUAUGCCCUCUCAAUUCCGAGCUUAAGUCAUACAUUCAAAAAUGCUAAAGCCUUUUUCACUUUAAUUGUCUGUUUCAGUUUGAACAUGUAGAUACAUUUAAUUUAAUUCAAUAAUGGAGAUUAAAAACGAAUCCACUAAAAACCUGGACCAGCCAAACAGUAAACGUGAAAUAAAUUACCCGGAACUGAAUUGAUUAAAGAAAACAUUACAAAACCAUUACAACAUAAAUAUUCCAAAACCAAAUGAGCAACUUCCAGUUUUUAAACCUAAAGUGACUCUCGUACUGUGACUCACUACAACAAUGGCAGCAAUGUAAAUAUUUGGCAUGUCUCUUCCUGGGACCUGGUGACACGUUUCUGGCGUGGGCCCCUCACAGUGCUGGGGAUGAGGAACACAUGUGGCCCACAGCUGUGCUGCAUUAACUCCCCAUCGCUUCUGAAUUCAGUUCCAGAAGAGGCUAUUUUUGAAAGUAUUAAUGUGCAUAGUGGCUGUAGUUAGACGUUUAAGGCUGCAGUGGAGUGUUUGUUUAAUUGAAUUAGUGUCAGUUCAGUACUGAUGCUGGUCAGAUGUGUAAAAUAGAGCAAAAAUGUGAUGUGUGUGACUUGUUUGUGUAUCUUUCUUUUGAUGUACAAAGACGACAGGCUUACCUGGGAUUAAUACAUAACUGUAUAGGUUGUUUAUUACUCAGCAUGCUGGACCAAAUGUAUUCAGUAUUUGACUAAUACAGCCUUUGAUGUUUUUUGCCAUGUUUGGUAUGGAAUGUGGUCCAGACUAGAUUAAUAAUGCAGGGAGCUUUGGCUCUCUGAGAGACCAUAGGAAAUUCUUUCAAGCAUUUUCAGGUUUCAAUCAGUAGGCUGUGUGAAUAACCUGGACUGUUCCUGGAGUCGUCCUGUCCAAACACACACACACACACACACACACACACAGGGAGACUGGCAGUACAACACAAAGGUGUCAGGUCGACGGAAAACCCGAGAGAGACUGAGGAAGGAGAAGCGAGAGCUAGGCUUGCAGCCACGGUCCUGUGUUGGGCUAAUAUUUUGUAUUUUCAGUCUUUACCUUUGUUUCAGUGCCAGCUCUCUUUUGUUCUUUAAAUAAACUUUUGGAAUUUUA
This is a messenger RNA of Alosa sapidissima (American shad), 3756 nucleotides long. RefSeq names its product SH3 domain containing 21 (gene mnmip1). The coding region runs from base 221 to 1687 and encodes 488 amino acids. NCBI's taxonomy places the organism in Eukaryota, Metazoa, Chordata, Actinopteri, Clupeiformes, Clupeidae. The transcript has 17 exons. The record is from RefSeq and is a predicted model, not a curated record. Gene Ontology annotation, molecular function: protein binding.